Helobdella robusta is the source of this 1446-nucleotide messenger RNA. RefSeq lists its product as hypothetical. The record is from RefSeq and is a predicted model, not a curated record. Bases 1 to 1446 code for a protein of 481 amino acids. The transcript has 8 exons. NCBI's taxonomy places the organism in Eukaryota, Metazoa, Annelida, Clitellata, Rhynchobdellida, Glossiphoniidae.
AUGACCGAUUGGGUUGAGCCACUCAUUGACAGGAGCCAGCCCGCCAGAACAAAUCACGUGAUGAAAGAUGACUUCUGCCUUGCGGAUUUGUUCGCCCCUCAAUGCCAACCCUCCAAGGUCAUCGACAUUCAUAGGGCCCUGUUUGGGAGAAUGAAAACCGGAAAAUGUUUAACAGGAAGUUACGGCCAUCUUGGAUGUUACGAUGACGUCACGAACUAUCUUAGGUACCGUUGUCAAGGCGGAAGUAGUUGUUUUGUUCACGUGACUGAUUUUGAAUCACACGUUGAAGUCGGAUACAACUAUAGCGAAAACAACAUUUGCCCAUUAAAUGGAAUUCUGCACAUCCCUAUUCUGACGUCACAUCCGGUGACGAUGAUGAGAGACGAUGACGUCAGAAGGCGUCUGAAAAGGAAGAGGUCCAGUUUGGCGAUUGUUGAGGAUGGGGCUGGAAAAUGGAUCAUAGCCAUAUGUUGCACUGCUGGACGGAGUGAUGAUGAUGAUGAUGAAGACGACGACGACGAUGAUGAUGAUGAUAAUAGCAAUAAUAAUAAUAAUAACAGUAAUAGUAAUAAUAGUUAUCAUGAAGAAGAUGAUGAUGAUAGUGCGGACAUUAAUGAUCCUGAUAGCGAUAGCGGAAGAAGUUACCACAACCAUUUUGUCGUCAACUACACUAAUAUUAACAACAACAACAGUAAUAACAACAAUAACAAUAAUAAUAAUAUUAGUAGUAAUAGUUCGACAGUAAAAACCGUCCAUAGAAAUAUUAAUCUUGAUAAAUACAACAACAACAACAACAACCUGUAUCGAUAUAGCGUUGUCAGCAACAACAACAUCAACAACAUUAACAACAACAAUAUUAACAACAAAAACAACAACAACAACAACAAUAAUAAUAAUAAUAACAACAAUAAUAAUGAUGAAAAUAUUUUGGUUUUUCAACAAUCCAUGGCAAGAGACGUCAAAUUUUACUUCAUAGGCGCUAAGUAUAAUCAUGACGUAGGCAAUAAUAAUAAUUAUAACAAUAAUUAUAAUAAUAAUAAUAAUAAUAAUAAUUAUAACAAUAAUAAUGAUAAUAACAACAAUAAUAAUAAUAAUCGUCAUCGCAUUGUUAUAAAAUACGAAGGCUUGCUAUUGGUUGUCGCUAUUGGCGUAUCAGUUGGCGUCUUUACCGGAGGCCUCCUCCUCUCAUUGGUUUCUAUUUUUAGCAGCAACAGCAACAACAACGACGACAAUUGUAUCCAAAGAUCACGUGACUAUCUUGCCGGAAGUGAUCGUAACUUCCGGUUUAAUCCGCCCAUCCUUUUUUCAGAACACGAUCGUUAUCAACGUUCUUCGAGAUCCUCGCCGAAACAUUCUGACACCUGCCUCUAUAAGAUGACGUCAAGAGGGUUCAAAGUUCAAGGUCACAACACACACGAACAAACUUUGAAGCAAAAUUUUUUUUAA